Molecule: messenger RNA, 1714 nt
Organism: Glycine soja
Lineage: Eukaryota; Viridiplantae; Streptophyta; Magnoliopsida; Fabales; Fabaceae
Product: pentatricopeptide repeat-containing protein At1g61870, mitochondrial-like
Exons: 1
Coding region: 140-1306 (388 amino acids)
Molecular function (GO): protein binding
Source: RefSeq, a predicted model, not a curated record
UUGUAGCAAUCACUGUUCACACUGCAGUCUUCACACCCUAAACCCCUACUCUUCUGCUUCAACUUUUCUUUUAAACCUCACUCGCUAGUCGAGUGUCCGUCUUCUCCUCCGCUGAAAAACCCUAACCCUAACCCUAGACAUGUCAAUCUUCUCUCGCCUCCGCCACUACUCCACCACCUCCAUCCUCUCCCCGAACUCAUCCACCCCCCUAACCUCAAAGCAAAAAACCCGCAGCGCCAUCCACCUCCUCAAAUCGGAGACCAACCCGGAGCGCAUCCUCGACAUCUGCCGUGCCGCCGCCCUCACCCCUGACUCUCACAUCGACCGCCGUGCCUUCUCCCUUGCCGUCUCCAAGCUCGCCGCCGCCCACCACUUCGCCGGCAUCCGCACCUUCCUCGACGAUCUCAAAACCCGCCCCGACCUCCGCAACGAAAAAUUCCUCUCCCACGCCAUCGUCCUCUACGGCCAGGCCAAUAUGCUCGAUCACGCCAUCCGCACCUUCACCGAAGACCUCCCCUCCCCUCGCUCCGUCAAAACCCUAAAUUCCCUCCUCUUUGCUGCCCUCCUCGCCAAGAACUACAAAGAGCUCACUCGAAUCUACCUCGAAUUCCCCAAAACUUAUUCAAUUCAACCAAACCUAGACACAUACAACACCGUAAUCAAGGCCUUUGCCGAAUCCGGUUCAACCAGCUCCGUUUAUUCCGUUCUCGCUGAAAUGGAUAAGAAUAACAUUGCACCUAAUGUCACCACUCUGAAUAACUCGCUCUCUGGCUUUUACCGCGAGAAGAAGUUUGAUGAUGUAGGGAAGGUGUUGAAAUUAAUGGAGAAGUAUAGUGUUUUUCCUUCUAUUAGUACUUACAAUGUUAGGAUUCAGAGUUUGUGUAAGCUGAAGAGGUCUUCGGAGGCGAAGGCGUUGCUCGAGGGGAUGGUUUGUAACGGGAGGAAGCCGAAUUCAGUUAGCUACGCGUGUUUGAUCCAUGGGUUUUGUAAAGAGGGGGACCUUGAGGAGGCCAAGAGGUUGUUCAGGGACAUGAAGAGGAGAGGUUACUUGCCUGAUGGGGAGUGUUAUUUUACGCUCGUGCAUUUUCUGUGUUGCGGUGGUGAGUUUGAGGCCGCGUUGGAGGUUGCUAAGGAGUGUAUGGGGAAAGGUUGGGUUCCGAAUUUUACUACCAUGAAGAGUCUCGUGAAUGGGCUCGCUGGUGCAUUGAAGGUGGAUGAGGCGAAGGAGGUUAUUAAGCAGAUUAAGGAGAAGUUUGCUGAGAGUGGGGAUAAGUGGGAUGAGAUUGAAGCUGGGUUGCCUCAGUGAGAAAGAGUGUGGUCUCCUUUGUAUUGUACAAUUCUUUGAUCAAUUGGAGGGGAGCACUGAAAAUUGAAUUAACUAUGGAAUAUCAGCUUUGGAAUAGCUUUAUUUUGUUUUGCCAUUUCUUCUAGCCAUUGGCCUUUUUGCUUGCUCGAAUGAAUUCAUCGGUGACUGGUAAUUUUGCCAGGUUAGUUUAACAUGUUCGCUGUUGUUAGGCAUGCUUUGUUUUCCUUGAUUGAGUAAUAAAUAGAUUUGGAAAUGGUUUUGCAGACAGUUUUCUGUUUGUUUCCAUCUGUUUUGCCUCUUUAAAAUUGUAUUACCCCCUUUUUUUCCGAAGGGAGAAUGAUCAUACACUGCAUGGGAGCUCUUAUGGACCUGUAUAUUUCAUUUCUGUAUUAGUUUAUUACUUUCUGU